Molecule: messenger RNA, 3189 nt
Organism: Saimiri boliviensis boliviensis (Bolivian squirrel monkey)
Lineage: Eukaryota; Metazoa; Chordata; Mammalia; Primates; Cebidae
Gene: WDR49
Product: WD repeat domain 49
Molecular function (GO): protein binding; calcium ion binding
Source: RefSeq, a predicted model, not a curated record
AUGAGUUGCCAGAAAGCUGCACUUGAGUUAAACACAGGGUCACAGCCUGGGCCAAAGAGCCCUGAGAGAACAGAGGGUGUAACUGCAUGUGAAGAUUAUAGCACAAGCCUGCUUGAAAACCAACUCAGUGUGGGUGACUUUGUAAAAAUACAGAAGGCCUUUGAGUCCCCAGAGCCAAGAGAAAUCAUUUGUAUGUCCAGAGAAGACUUCAUGCAGAAGAUGACAAAGAUUGUUGGUUGGGGCACAAAGGAAGAAUACGGGGAGCUCUUUGACAAAGUGGAUGUGGCCCAAGAUGGCUUCAUUAACUGGGACAAGCUGACUUCAUUUAUACUGCUAGAGCUUUACGAGCAAGAUGAACGAGCAAAGACAACUGUGGUGCCCCAGUGGAAGGACCUUGAAUUCCUCCCAGUAAAACACAAGGACAUCAUUCAAAAAGUAAUUUUCUUAAAAAGUUCAAGUCAUUAUCUGACGAUCAGUAAAGAAGGUUUAUUAGCAAUCUGGGAAGAGAAUUUAAAGCUGCAAGAAACAUUCCCCAUCACUUCAGAUGCCACCAAGCUCAAACACCUGUGGGUGACAAGCCUGGUUCCUCUGGAAAAUGUGAACAAGAUAGCAGUGGCUUUUACAAGUAAAGAGAUUUGUUUCUAUGAUCUGCCGUCCAAAGAAGAAUUUGCUUGCCAGUACAAACUCCAAGGUCUGAAAGGAACACCAAUUUGCAUGGAUUAUUGGUAUGAUCCUCUUGAUACCAAUGAAUCAAUUCUUUCUUUUGGAGAUAUAACUGGAAAGGUUCAAGCAAUUGCUUUCACAGCAGCCAUGAUUUCCCUGUUUGAUCGGCCUGCUAGUGCAUGUGAAGACGGAGAAGCCACCAUGACCAUUAACUGGGCAGAGCUGCUCUCUGGAUGUCACAAAUGUUGCUAUAUAUUGGAGCAUAAACUUCAUCAUGGAGAUUGGGUCAGGCAAGUUACUUACAGUGCAUCUUUAGAUGCUAUCAUUUCCAGUACAACCAGCAAUACUAAUACUGUGGUUCUUGCUUGGAGAGAGACCAAGCAUCUUCAUAUGACAUCCUUCAACAUUGCCCAGGGCAUUCAUGCUUUUGAUUACCACUCUCGGCUCAAUUUAAUUGCAACUGCUGGCAUUAACAAUAAAGUUUGCCUUUGGAAUCCCUAUGUUGUCUCUAAACCACUGGGUGUCCUUUGGGGCCACUCAGCCAGUGUAAUAGCCGUCCAAUUCUUUGUGGAAAAAAAAAAACUUUUCAGUUUCUCCAAGGAUAAAGUUUUGAGACUCUGGGAUAUUCAACACCAGCUGUCCAUCCAGAGGAUAGCUUGUUCUUUCCCCAAAAGUCAGGAGUUCAGCUGUCUCCUUGGCUUUCAUGAAGCCCAUGGACGCCUUUUCAUCUCGUUUAAUAACCAGCUGGCAUUGUUGGCAAUGAAAAGUGAAGCCAGCAAGAGGGUGAAAAGUCAUGAGAAAGCAGUCACUUGUGUUCUUUACAACUUUAUCUUGAAGCAGGUAAUCAGCUCUGACACAGGGACCACUGUUUCCUUCUGGAUGAUAGACACUGGGCAAAAAAAUCAGUUUACUGGUUGCCAUGGCAAUGCGGAAAUCAGCACUAUGGCCCUUGAUGCAAAUGAGACUCGGCUUUUGACUGGCAGCACAGAUGGGACUAUAAAGAUAUGGGACUUCAAUGGAUAUUGUCACCAUACCCUAAAUGUUGGGCAAGAUGGAGCUGUGAAUAUUUCACAAAUCCUCAUUCUUAAGAGGACAAUACUGGUUACAGGCUGGGAGAGGGCUAUUACUGUGUUUGGACCCCAAAACUUCAAUCGAUUUUUCAUCCAGGCUGAAAAAUGGAAAGGAGGUGUACAGCACCACGAUGACAUCUUGUGUGCUGCAUUUUUACCUCCACAAACUCUUGUUACGGGGAGUUAUGAUGGAUAAAUUGUUCUAUGGAACAAUAGCACAGAAAAGGCUCAUCAUGUUCUUCACCCCAAUUAUCAGAGAUUGCUAACAUCAAAAUUAGAUACAAAACCUCGAGAACUUCUCACUCCUGGGAGAAGCCACUCCACCCACCCCAUGGCAGACCACUCUGCCAUGGGAGUCCAAGACUUUGAGAUUGACACUGAGGGCAAAAAUGCUGUUACGCGGCUUUGCUUCCUUAAAGCAAGAAAAAACACUGCAGUGACAGGAGGAGCUAACCUGGUAUCAUGUGGAGGAUCUGGUUAUGUCAGAUUUUGGGAUAUACAUAAGAAGCAACUUCUGGCUGAAUUUUUGGCUCAUAGUGGAGUUGGAUUGAUUAUGUCUACUAAUAAGAUUAAUCGAUACCUUGCCACAGGAGAUCUUGAUGGAUGGUUGAAAAUCUGGAAUAUAGAGGAGUACUGUCUUAAUUCCAGUCAGAACAAAAUCACCAAGGCCACAACUCUGAUAAGAUCAUUCCAGCCUCAUAAGGGCCAGAUAAGUUCCUUAGAGAUAUGUGAACUGGGUGGUCAGUUACCGAUGAUCAUCUCCUCCUCUGCAGACUGCGGCAUUUGUGUGACUGGUGUCUGCAAUGCUCCUGUUUGGAUCUUUGGCCAGGCAAAGCACUGGCAUAUUGAAAACUGCCUUUUCCUUCCUAAAAGAGAUGCUAAUUCAGUGGAAAGUGAGAUUCAAAAGGAUUUGUUUUCUAAGGAGGAAUCUUAUUUAGACUCAACAGAACAUUCUCUACCUAAUAAAAAAAAAAAAGAUGAUUCAGCAUACAAGACACUUGAGAUUGUCAGUCAUUAUACCUCCCCUUUCACAGCCAAGAGUCAAGAGAAGGGAGAUCAGUUAGAGCCUUCUUCUCAUAGGACUGAUGCCAAGGCUGCUGGAUCCCAUAUGUCAGAAGAUAUAAAUUUAGACAUAAAAUCUAAGAAAUACCUGUAUGAAAAAAAACCGUAUUACGAUGAAGUAAAAAAAUCAUUCAAUGCAUUUAGGUCAUUAAGCAUUGGAGCCUUGGAAGAACUGCCUGAAGUAAAUAAACCUGCUUUCCUUCUAGACGAGAAAUACUUCAGGAAAGAGCCCGAGAAGCAUCCCCAAAUUCGAGACCUCAUCAGCAUUUUCUUUUGUUUGAAAGCUGUAUUUGAUGAGAAAAGCCUGUUUCCCAAGGAAAUUCUGGGUCAUGAAUGAAAAGCCAAGCAAUUUUGCCAGGAAAGAAGUUGUGAAGUAAAGAAAAAUACAAAGUAA